UUCUUUCAAUGUGCCCAAUAUUAUGAUCCAAAAACCUGUCAAUGGGAUUGACAUACUUCAAUUGAGUAAGAGUAUUUUCAACAAGACUGGGAAUAACGACUUAAUGCAUCCAAUUAAAUUUUUAAAAGGAACUGAGUUCAGUAGUCUUGUCACUAGAUUUAAAAUAGAUGGAAUAGAUUUGGACGAUCUGAUCUACACUAAUGGGGAAGAAUCAGUGGAUGCUUUAAAACUGAUGUCUAAUCCUAUUAUGUCAAAUGUGUUCGUAACUGGUCUGGUCAAUGGAUGCGAUCUUCAACAGAUACAAAAGAAUGCACUCUACGCCAACAAACCGGCACAGGUUGUCCAGGAAGAGAUAACUGUAGAAAAUAUCGACGUGAUUGGUGAUGUUUACGUUGAAGAUGUAAUGAAUCAAGUGCCAGUGCAUGACUUGAUCAAGAAAUUUAUAAUGCUGACAGGGGACCAAGUCGUAACAUCAGACGUAGUUUUGGAAGCUGGUGGGCAGGCUGCAAGUUUGAACCUGGCUGAAGGCAUUGCGGACUUCAAUUUGCCUUUCAUAAUGAGUGACGCGGUUCGACGGUCUGUACCACAAGACAUCAAUGGCUACAAGAAGUUUAAAUCUUUCACAAGCGAAGUCCUCGAUGCUAAAGAUCUCUUUGUAGCUGGAUAUCUACAGGGGAUCGACGCAAACGACCUCUUUGAAAAUGUGGUCUUGAAGCAAGGACUCCAGUACGUUGACAGUGAGAAGAUAUUUAAAUCUUUCAAGACUGAUGUAGCCACGGUGGAAGGACACUUCAAUGGUCUCCUAUUACCAGACGACAUAGUUCGGGUAGACACAACAGAAACCAUCAAUAGCACAACAUAUUUCAUGUCCGAUUUGAUUGCGGCAUCUGACGUUGACGUUCAUGGCAACUUGGAUGGCAUAAAUGUGACCAGCCUUUUGCAAAACCGGGUUACUUUGUCUACAGACCAGGACGUGAAUUCCAAAUUGAAAUUCCAAUCUGAUGUCUCGGUGCGAGGUGAUUUGCUAAUUGAUGGAAUGGUCAAUGACGUCGCAUUGGAUAUGGUGGCAAAGAAAUCUAACAACAUUCCCCUUAAUGGCUACAAAGUAUUCGUGAGAGAUUUUCACAGCGAUGGAUCCUUGGCUGCAUCUCCAAUUAAUGGCCACAAUGUUCAUUCUUUGGAUCAGGCUAUUGUAAAGCACAAUAGAGAAGAAUUUGUGAAGGAAUUGCAGCUAUUUAGCAAACCUUUAGAAGCUAGAAGUUAUCUCUUCUCCGAUUUGAUUAACGACAUAUCACUUUCUGGAAUAACCUCGACAUUCUUCGAAGCUGUCAACAGUUUAAAUGGAACACUGAGUUACCUGAAGAAUUUGAGUUACGAGUACUGGCAACAACUUAGUGAGCAUCUGAAUGUGGUGCACAAUAAAGUAUCGAAGUUUGCAUAUUUCAUUUUACUGCAAGAGAUUAAUUUGGGUCCAACCAUGAAAAUACUGCAAGGAUAUCGCUUAGAACACUCUACGAGUGAAUUCUCCCAUUCUAUGGUCAUAUGGACAUCUCAGAAACAAUGCACUUACCUUGAAAGAUGCUGUCACGAGGAAUACUCUUACUGGAUAAGGGUGAAGAAGUCUGGUCACUUGAUUGUGGACAGCGAACCAGAGCCAGGAAGAUUAUAUCCAAUACCUGAUCCAGUUCUCACUCCAACGCGAAAAGACUUCUUCAUAUGGACGAAUGCAAGAGGUUUUCAACCUAAAUGGUGCAAUGAUAAGAGGGACGAGAAAAUGAAGCUUGCAUCUUUAACAGAUUCCAAAUACUUGGAUGUAUUUAUGGAGAUUAAGAAUUCACCAACCUUGAGUGACAUAAAAUCAUUCAGAAGAGUCCAUUUGUAUGCUGUAGCCGGAUUCUAUUAUGAUAGAAAAGAGGGUGUUUACAGCAACGCUGUAGUCUACAUAUUCAACGAAGUAAAACGUGAAUGGUCAGAGCAUCAAAUCCUGCCCUCUUCAGGCGUCUUAUCCCUGGAUGUCACUCGUGACUCAGAAGACAAUAUCUUAUUGGCUAUUGGAUCGGGAAUAGGGUCGUAUUCAUCUGUCUACAAGUGGGAUGACGCUCAACAUGAAUUUAAGAUCUUGCAAUAUGUUAGCUCGACGUACGUCACAAGCACAUUAUGGCUGAAACGUGGACAGAUCCAGCUUCUGGCCAUGGCCAACGUGGACGAGUGGCCCAGCAAAGAAGGUUUCUGCACUGAAAUGGUUUCUGGUGGAGAGAUAAAUAUUUAUACUUACGACUACAGCAUUCAAUGGAUUCAAAGCAUUCCUUUGAGUGGAGUGAUUUCUUUAGUGCACUUCACUUUCGAAG
Parasteatoda tepidariorum (common house spider) is the source of this 2348-nucleotide messenger RNA. The record is from RefSeq and is a predicted model, not a curated record. Lineage: Eukaryota; Metazoa; Arthropoda; Arachnida; Araneae; Theridiidae.